AAUAAUGGCAUACUUUAAGGUGCUUGCUCCUUUGGCUCUGUUCAUCGCAACUUCAUUCAUCUUAGGGAUUGCAAAUGCUAAAUGUAAUGGCCGUGAUGUGUGUUCACCAUUUGAGACGUCACCAUGCGGCGAUUCUACCAACUGUCGUUGCAUCCCUUGGGGGUUGGUGGCUGGUCAGUGCAUAACCCCUCGACAUGCGUCUGUUGCUAAGAGGAUCGAAGACCAUCCAAACUUAUGCCAGUCCAAUGAAGAAUGCUUCAAAAAGGGAAGCGGUGAUUUUUGUGCUCGUUACCCUAAUCCUCACAUCGACUAUGGCUGGUGUAUCAACUCCUCUUACACUAAUAAUUACGAUGACUCAUCACAAGAUGGUUUUUUAAAGAUGACGACUACCACAUUAUAAUUAAUAGCUGCCCCCAAUAAUAAUCAUAAUUAUAUAUAUCCAUCCCCGGCCCACUGAUAAUAAUAAUAUGGAGUAGUAGUCAAAUUACAUCUUAUAUAUGUAUAGGACAUCUACUAGCUAGCUAGCUAUCUAGCUAGGUGUAAUGCUCUAAGUGAAUUAAUGGAUUUACCUAUCAAUGAUCCAGGCUUAGCUGUUUUUAAUUUGUAUUUCCUUAUGUGGUAUACUACUUAUUGUUCAAUAGUAGUCCAAUUCAAAAAUAUUGUAUGAGAAUAAUUUACAUGAAAUAAUUUUUUUGUAAAUAAGUUAACAUGAUUUGAAC
Cuscuta epithymum is the source of this 719-nucleotide messenger RNA. The record is from the annotation of a GenBank genome assembly. Lineage: Eukaryota; Viridiplantae; Streptophyta; Magnoliopsida; Solanales; Convolvulaceae.